Molecule: messenger RNA, 3960 nt
Organism: Lytechinus pictus (painted urchin)
Lineage: Eukaryota; Metazoa; Echinodermata; Echinoidea; Temnopleuroida; Toxopneustidae
Product: transmembrane protein 130-like
Exons: 6
Coding region: 171-1202 (343 amino acids)
Cellular component (GO): plasma membrane
Source: RefSeq, a predicted model, not a curated record
UUUUUUCAGCCAAAGAACACACUGUUGCCGUCACCAACGAUGGCCCUGUGCUUUUAGGCUCCAUUGCAACGUUUGUGGCGACAGUUUCUUCUAAUCCCUCCACACUGAAGGAUGCAAAUAAAAAUCGGGUCUUCCUUUGGAGCGGUCCUCCCAAGUAUCUUCCACAGAUCAUGUUCAGUGCAGACACCUGUACAAUAGAAAUACCAUUAGAUAUGAGCUUGAAGCCUGGGGAGAUAACAAUAACAGUAACGGUCCAUGAAGGUGAUCUUGGACCACUGGUUGGAAAAUCAAAUUCAACCAUAAAAGUCACAGAGACUAUAAAUGGCAAGAUCUCGUUGAGCUCCAGUGCUUACCCACAAUGCAAUGUGAGCAAUCCUUCCUGUAGUAUACCUACGAAGACAAACUUGACCAUAGAAGCUGAUCUCUAUGACCCUAGUUAUUUCUUGGAGGAUGCCCUCCUUCUCUACAAAUGGAGCAUGGGAAAUGGGGUGACCAUGAAGACAACGUCACCUGAAUUAGUCUACAGUUUUCCUUCAAAGGGAGAAUAUAACAUCACAGCUAAUAUCACAGCUCUCAAGGACAAGGGAGGGGAGCUGAGAAGGAUGAAUGGUUCCUGGUGGAGAACCAUCAAAGUAUUAGAUGCAAUUACAAAUUUAACUAUUGCAAGUCGCUCGUCAUCCGUCCAAGUUGGCAAUAGGGAGACCGUCAAUAUAACCUGCAAUGGAAGUCUACCCGUUGAGCUAUGUUUGACCAUUGAUGAACCGUCCAGUGAAUGGUCAAACCAGACUAACACCACGUGUGAGAUGGUGGUCAGUGACGUGUGUCGGACCACUUUCACGUACAUCUUCCAUUCUUCAGGAGAGUACACUUUCCAGGCAGCGGCCACGAAUAACGUCAGUUUUGCAGUCAGUGUGUCUACAAUACACGCCCAUGCUCCUCCGGCACUCCCGCCACAAUCACUUACUGCCAUAACAGUAGCCGUCAUUGCCGGGCUUUGCAUGACAAGCUUUGCCCUAAUUUCCUUCGUCCAGCACGUGCGCAAGAGCAGGGAACGGCACGUCGAGGUCGCCAACUUUGACUUCCAGUUCAGGGAGCACACCAAUUCGUUUGUGAAGACACCAAAGGGUCUCUUGACGUGGACGCGAUCUCCCAGUGAAAACAGCUCUCUGAAGGCAAAUUCAAGAUCCAACUUUUAUUCCUGAUGAGCGAUGUGGAAGCAAUUGAGAGACAAAUACUUAUUAUAGUUGAAUAAUAAUGACCAUGAUAUUCAGUUUUCACGUCGCGCUUUAUUGGAACAAUGUCUCUAAGCGCUUCAUAGAUGUACUAUUACUCCGGUCGUUGGAACCUGGCUUGCCCGCCUACAGUGUAUGCAUCUUCUUCACUCCUUGGGGAGCAUUCCAGCAAGAGUUUUCAAACUCAGUUGCCAGGCAUACUACAUAGGCUUUCACAUCCUACGAGGUACCCAUUUAACACAUGGGUGGAGAGCGGCAAAGCAAGGACUAAUGCCUUGCCAAAAGAUGUCCAUGCUCCAAAUUAGCUGGUUUUGUAUAAGAAAAGCUCUGUGAAGGCCAAUUCAGACCUGACUGCUUAUUCCUUACGAGUGAUGAUGAAACAAUUGAAAGACAGACACUUGUUAUUGGAUGCCCAUAAAUGGACAGUUAAAGUGUAAUAACAAUACUAUGCAACAUUUAUGUAGCGUUUAAUGAAAUGGUUCUGAAUUCUGAUAGCUAUGUGGACACUAUCACCCCGGCCUUAGCGAAGCAACUCCAAGCAUUCAAGGGAUUUUUUCCUACCUGGAAGUCACCAUUUACUACACAGAGGUGGAGAGUGUCAAAUGUAGAUAAACCCCCACCCGAAAGACACGAGUGCUGGGUGGGAUUUGAACCCCGGAUCUUGCAGAUCAAAGGCCGGAGACUGGUUUCUGUGAGCAAGGGGAAACUUGUUAUGGAGACGAGUCAAAUCCUUGAACAAGACAGUAGACUUGCAUACAUGUAUAUCUCACCAAUGCUACGACGGAGGACAUGUCUGUCAAACAUCAACAAAUAUACAGUUGAGGUCAAAAGUUUGCAUGCACCCAUGGAGUUCAGUGAAAUUUGUUCACUUGCUAAAAAUUGUAAAAUUUACUAUAUCUUCUUAAACAUAAAUACUACCAUGAAGAAUUUGGUAUCAAAUGAAAGAGCGUAUUAAGCUCUUUCACAUGAUUGGGAUGUCGUUGGGAUUAAAGUAUAUAUCAGGUGGAAUUUUCUUUGAAGAAAAAAAAAGUAAUAUUCAUGCCAAAUGUAUUUUAUUGUUUGAUAUUAUAUUUUCAAACAUCGUUUCAUAGAAAUACAUAAAUGUCAAAUCUAUGAUAUAUAUUACAUUUUCUAUCAUGAUAUGUCACCACUGAACAAAAAAGUGUAAUCUGAAAUGUUUGUGUUAAGAAGUAAUUAGCACAGAUAUGAAAUGUUUUUGUCAAGUUUUUAUUUUUAAUUUGUCUGAAAUAUGAAGAUUUUUGGGGAAAAAUGACACCUAAAUAUUUUUCAGCUCCUGAUGACAAAGGGAGGCAUGAUAUGAUCAUUUGUUUGAUAUCAAGUUCGUUAGGAUAGCACAGUGUCCUGGGUGUAUGUAAACGUCUUGCCUCAACUGUAUAUGUACUGACAGAGACCAUGGCCCCGUUGUACAAAGAGUUACGAUUGAUCCGAUCAAUCGUAACUCUAUGGAAAUCCAUCAGUGUCAUAAUUUUUUUCUACAGGAAAUUUGCAAAAUGUCCUUUGUAAUCAAAGGAAAACACCCCAAAUUGUCAAGAAAUCAAUGAAUUUAUGGAUAUGCAUUCAUAUCUAGAAUUUUUUUUUUAACAAACAUGCAUUUCAUAUGUUGACUUUGCUGGCUUUCCAUAGUUGCGAUUGAUCGGAUCAAUCGUAACUCUUUGUACAACGGGGCCCAUAACUCUCUGUUGGUGACGAUGGGUGAAUUAGCAACUCUUGAGGGUAUGUGCAAUGUUGAAAAGUGCCAGUAGUUUCGAAUGGUGAUUAUCGGGAGAUUUGUGUACAUAUGGUAUAGAGGUAUUGUGUGGUAUGAUGCACAGAAGAAUGCAGUGUAUGUGUAGAUCUAUGCCCAAGGUUGACAUUUAUGGUUUAUUAAGGAGAAGCAGACCCUGUUUCACAAAAUAUGUUGUAAGUUACAAAAUGUAAAGCUAUUGUAACAAGCUACUGAAACCCAGCCAUUUGAUUAGCUUAUUGGAGUAUUUAAAUGUAGAGUUUCACAGGUAUUGUUGUUUCAUGUACAUUCAGCAGACUUUGGAUUAGGAUCAAGAUUAAGGUGAAGCUGUGAAGCUCAAGUUUGUUUUUGGCUUAAUUAGUGGAUUUUCAGUGGGGGCAAUUUUAAGCAGAUGUCAUAGAACCUGAGGAAGAAUGUGUUAAAGGCUAGAAAUUUGUCAAUAUUCAUUGAAAAAUGGCAAUUUUGAGUCUUCAUUGCAUUGCAUAUGAAGGAUUUUGGGGACUAUUUUUACAUAUUAAUAUUUUUUGUAAAUAUGAACAAAAGAUAAGCCCACCAUGCAAUAACUUUUUUUCUCAUAUAUAUAUAUAUUUUUUUGUAUCUUUGUUCUGAUGUAUUAUGUUGUUAGGGAUCUGAAUCAGAAGUUACAAGGCCAAAAUGCAAUAUGUGUUCUAUUUAUCAGUAUUAAAUGAGUUAACACUGUCCGUGACUGUUUUGAAGAAGGCUCUACACAUCUUUUCUCUGGCCAUGUGUCUUGAACUCGCCCCACAAAAAUGUGGAGUAGUUACGCUUUUUCAAUUUUCAUUCAGUUUAACGUACAUGUAUGAUAUCUAAGUUGAUCGGAGAGAUAUUGUCAUGAAAUUGGUAUCAGUUUUAAAGUUUAACAUAUACUCUAUCAUAUCUGAAAAUAUUAUUGCUAUAGCAUGUAUAUUUGGGACACGCGAUUGGUAGAAUACAAAAUGACGAGGGUGGAGGGUGGGGGGAGCG